AUGCAUAAACUACCGUCUUCAAGAUCUGCAUCAACCAAUCCUAUUAAACUUAUUAACAAAUUAAAUUCCCCUCUCCAUACCUAGUAAGACAUUAUUGAUCCUAAAAUUAACAGAAAAGAACUAAUUGAUACUCUCUUAAAAACUAUUAAGAAGAAAUCCAAUCAAAAUGAAAAACCUAAGAAAAGAAUUAGAUCUAAUGCUAAUUCAGGAUAAAAAUUAGUUGAAAUCAAUUAAAAUGUUCUUCAUAUUCAAGAUUAUAAUACAGAAUAAUUUCAAUUCAAAAAAGUGAUAUCCAAGAUCAUUUUACCAAAAACUUAAUAAUUGUCAAAUUAUAAUAUGUUAUAAUUCAUAGGCAAAGGAAAAUAUAGUGAAGUUCAAUUAGCAUGUGAAAUUACUACUGGAAUACAUGUUGCACUUAAAAUAAUGAAAAAAUAAUAAAUUUAGUCUAUUUGGAAAAGUAUAGCAUAAGAAUUGAAAAUUUAAUAUCUUCUCAAUCAUCCAAAUAUUGUCAAACUCUACACUUUCUUCCAAACCAGUUAUUAUAUUUAUAUAUAUAAAUAGCUCUUGAUAUCAUACUUGUAUUAGAAUAUUGUUGUCAUGGAUAAUUACAUAAAGUCUUAAGAUCACUACCAGAAACUUCAUUUACUGAAUAAGUAGCAGCAUCUUAUAUUAAAUAAAUUGCAUUAGCCUUAAAUUAUCUACAUAGAAAUGGUAUCAUUCAUAGAGAUCUAAAACCAGAAAACAUUUUCCUAUGCUAUGAUUAAGUUAAAUUAGCUGAUUUCACUCAUUCUAUCUAUUCUCCACAAUAAGAAAGAUCUACACAAUGUGGUUCUCUAGCUUACAUUUCCCCUGAAAUUAUAAAGGGAGAGAAUUAUGAUAAAAGUACAGAUAUGUGGUCUUUGGGUGUACUAGCAUAUGAAUUAUGUAGUGGUGAGACUCCUUGGGAAGAUCUAUCUUAUUUGGAAAUGUAAUAAAUCAUUUUAAGUGGAAACAUACGAUUUCCAUCUAAAUUCACUCCAGAAUUAAAAGAUUUCAUUAAAAAUCUUAUACAUAUAGAUCCUAAAAAUAGAAUGAAUACUAAAUAAGUCUUAAAUCAUCCAUGGCUUUAAGAAACCAAAUAAGAAGUGUCACAAUUUACUAUAGAUAUUUGA
Molecule: messenger RNA, 1151 nt
Organism: Paramecium pentaurelia
Lineage: Eukaryota; Ciliophora; Oligohymenophorea; Peniculida; Parameciidae
Source: the annotation of a GenBank genome assembly